GAAGGCUCGGAUGUUAAAAAGAUCAUCCAUCUCAAAUCUUUCUUCUCCCAACACUUUAUAGCCUAGUAGUAUACCAUACCAUAUGAAGAGCUGAGAAAUUAAGAAAGAAACCUUCAACAAGUUUCAUCCAUCAAUGGCGAACCAAUCUUCUUUUUCUUCUUCAUCAGCUUCAGUAGUAGCAGUUGUAGUCCCCUUCUCAGCUCAGAGCCAUCUAAACCAGCUCUUGCAACUCUCUCACAUCAUUUCCUCACACAAAAUCCCAGUUCACUACGUUGGCUCUACACUACACAUUUCCCAGGUCAAAUCUCGAGCAAAUCAAGCACUAAACGACACCAAGACAUUAAUCCAAUUCCAUGACUUCCCAAUUCCCCAUUUCCCAUCUCCUCUCCCAUACGACACCAAAUUUGUUUCCCAUCUCAUGCCUUCCUUUGAAGCCUCUGUCAAGUACCUCCGCGAACCUUUCGCUAAUCUUCUCACUUUGCUCUCCAAAACGGCAACGAGAGUUGUCAUAAUCCAUGACCCUAUGAUGACCUCUGUUGUUCAGGAUUCUUCUACUUUGCCCAAUACCGAGUCUUACCAUUUCCAUUGCGUCUCUUCUUUUUACCAUUUCGCUAAACUACGCGAUACCUUGGGAAUACAAAUCCGCCAUGAUGGUGAUAAUGACCCUAAAAAUAUUCCAUCUUGUGAAAAGUCUUUAACUCCUGAGUUUGAAGCUUUUAUAGGUUACCAAGUUCAGUUUAUGAAGAAGAUGAAGACGUCUGGACAUCUCUAUAACGCUUGCAGGCUGAUCGAAAGCGAUUUUCUUGACUUCAUUUUGGAGAAGGCGAGAGAGAGUGAUGAGGAUGUGAAGAUGUGGGCAAUUGGGCCAUUGGAAACUGUGACGAGCUUCAAGAACAGAUCGGGAAACAGAGUGGAUAGUCAAGGCCAACACAAGUGUUUGGAGUGGCUUGACAAGCAAGAGAGAAACUCUGUGUUGUACAUCUCUUUUGGAACAACAACUUUCAUAAAAGAUGAGCAGAUUAGAGAAUUGGCAAUUGGGUUGGAGAAAAGUGGGGUGAAGUUUCUGUGGGUCUUGAGAGAUGCAGACAAAGGAAAUGUUUUUGAUGAAGGUGAAGUUAGGAGGCCUCAACUUCCACAAGGGUUUGAGGAGAGAGUGAAAGAGAAGGGAAUUGUGGUGAGAGACUGGGCGCCCCAAUUGGAGAUUUUAGGGCACUCCUCAACUGGAGGGUUCAUGAGUCAUUGCGGGUGGAAUUCGUGCGUGGAAAGUAUAAGUCUUGGAGUGCCCAUAGCAGCAUGGCCAAUGCAUUCUGAUCAACCCAUGAAUGCUGUGUUUAUCACAAAUGUACUCAAAGUUGGUGUUCUUGUGAGGGAAUGGGCAAAAAAAGAUGAGUUGGUGAGUUCAUCGGUGAUUGAGAAAGUCGUGAAGAGAUUGAUGAAAUCGGAAGAAGGAGAUGAGAUGAGGAAAAUGGCUGAGGAAUUGGGUAAUGAAUUGAGAAAGGCUACUGAUGAAGGUGGAGUUUCUCGCAUGGAGUUGGAUUCCUUCAUUGCUCAUGUCACUAGAUCAUGAUUCGGCUUUAUAAAUGAUGCAGUGUAGAAGGAUCUAGACAAUCAACCAAAGUCAAAUAAGGCAUUUUUCAUGUCACUAGAUAGUAAAGUCUGGAAAAUCAGAGCUCAUGAUCAUAAGGUUUGAUAAGGUAUUUGGGCAUGCGAAUAAAAGAUUUUCAACGUUUUUUAUGGUUGUUUUUGUCAUUGCUGUAGCUGU
Morus notabilis is the source of this 1762-nucleotide messenger RNA. Its product is annotated as zeatin O-xylosyltransferase. Gene Ontology annotation, molecular function: UDP-glycosyltransferase activity. Bases 134 to 1567 code for a protein of 477 amino acids. The transcript has a single exon. The record is from RefSeq and is a predicted model, not a curated record. NCBI's taxonomy places the organism in Eukaryota, Viridiplantae, Streptophyta, Magnoliopsida, Rosales, Moraceae.